This is a messenger RNA of Stylonychia lemnae, 393 nucleotides long. The record is from the annotation of a GenBank genome assembly. Lineage: Eukaryota; Ciliophora; Spirotrichea; Sporadotrichida; Oxytrichidae.
AUGAAGGCCCGUCCGAAACUAUUUACCUAUAUUGGUUAAUUUAGCAAUAGAACCUCAACCAGAAGUAGUGUCUAGCCAUCUAAGGUGCUAGAAGAUAAGCAAGUUGGAAGUAAUGAAGAAAUUCUUGAUCUUAAAUGUUAUUUUGACAAUCCAAUGACAACUCUCUAUGAGCCAUUGAAAAUAAUUCUUGAUAAAUAGAAGGGGUCUAACAAAAAAUCAAGCCUUUUGAUUAAGCCUAUAAGUAUGAUAAAUCUUAAUAUAAUGAGAAGUUAAUCUCAGCCAGAUGACACACCUAAUGAAUUGAGAUUGCCAACAGUACAUUCAGAUGUUACAAGUAUAUAGAAUUAUGAUGGUGGGCAAAGAAGAGAUAGCUUGAAAAACUCCUUCCAUUGA